Molecule: messenger RNA, 1264 nt
Organism: Hibiscus syriacus
Lineage: Eukaryota; Viridiplantae; Streptophyta; Magnoliopsida; Malvales; Malvaceae
Product: patatin-like protein 1
Exons: 7
Coding region: 26-1228 (400 amino acids)
Biological process (GO): lipid metabolic process
Molecular function (GO): monoacylglycerol lipase activity; glycerophospholipase activity
Source: RefSeq, a predicted model, not a curated record
CUUUGAUUUAACAAAUAACGGCCAAAUGGAGAGAAGCGUAUCCAACAUCCACCCACCGGUAUGUGGAAAUCUCAUCACUGUUCUCAGUAUUGAUGGAGGAGGGAUUCGAGGAAUCAUUCCCGGAGUUAUCCUUGAUAGACUUGAAUCCGAACUUCAGAUUUUGGACGGUAACGAUGUUAGGCUUGCGGAUUAUUUCGACGUGAUCACAGGGACAAGCACCGGUGGUCUCAUAACAGCCAUGUUAUCCGCCCCGAAUGAGCACGGCCGGCCUCUAUUUGCUGCUAAAGAUAUAGUGCCGUUUUACCUCAAAAAUGGUCCUCAAAUUUUCCCACAGCCAAGCGGAAUACUGGCUUGGGCUUCAAAAAUACCAAAGGUUCUAGCGGGACCAAGAUACGAUGGGAAGUAUCUUUACAAGCUUUUGAGAGACUUAUUAGGGAACACCAGAUUGCAUCAAACAUUAACCAAAGUCGCCAUUCCUGCUUUCGAUAUCAAGAAACUUCAGCCAACUAUCUUCUCCAGCUAUCAGAUUCCGAUCAAUCCAGCCAUCGACGCCCUGUUAUCAGACAUCUGCAUAUCCACAUCGGCAGCACCAACUUAUUUCCCACCUUAUUAUUUCGAGAACAACGGAAAAGAAUUCAACCUCAUCGAUGGAGGCAUCGCAGCAAACAAUCCCACACUGGUGGCCUUACGAGAAGUGACGAAACAGAUAAUGAAAGACAACCCAGAUUUUUCCGGGACAGAUCCCACGGAUUACACCCGGUUCCUCGUCAUCUCGAUAGGCACAGGAUCCAGCAAGCGUGAAAAGAAAUAUGAUGCUAAAACGGCCUCCAAAUGGGGUGUGAUAAGCUGGUUAUUUGAAGAUAACAAUAGCCCCAUACUUGAUUUCUUCGGCGAAGCGAGCAAAGAUAUGGUUGAUUACCAUAACUCCGUCGUCUUCCAAGCCCUUCAUUCCGAGGAAAAUUAUCUCCGGAUCGACGAUGAUACCCUAACCGGAGAAAUGGCCUCCGUCGAUGUAUCGACGAAGGAGAACAUGGACAACCUCAAAGAAAUCGGAGUGAAGUUGCUCGAGAAAACUGUUUCACGGAUCGAUUUAGACACCGGACUUUUCGAACCAGUCGAAGGUGGUGGCUCCAACGCCGAAGCACUGAAAAGGUUUGCAAAACUGCUGUCGGAUGAAAAGAAGCUGAGGGGAUCCAACUCGCCAACCUCGCAGGACAAGUCUUCUUAGCAUCUGUUUUGUAAUUAAAUUGAUUUAUGAAUCAAU